AGCGCCGGGCGGGCGUCACACUGGGAUGGAUGAGCGCCAUGUUGCGCCUGGCUCAAUAGAGGGAGGGGAAACUCUGCGGCUCCCAGCGUCAGGACAAUCCUCACCUCCCGACCACGCCAGCUCCGGAAGCCACAGCGACAAGCGCAAGCACAGGUCUCUUCUCUGGGAAACACUCUUUUCUCUUUUCUUUUGAUUAGUGAACAACUCCUCGCGCAAAGACGGGAAAAGGACUGAAAGGAAAAAUGCCCAAAGCGGUCAAUGUUCGCGUCACCACUGUGGACGCUGAGUUGGAGUUUGCCAUCCAGCCCAGCACCACCGGCAAGCAGCUGUUUGACCAGGUGGUAAAAACCAUCGGGGUACGGGAGGUCUGGUACUUCGGACUUCAGUACGUGGACGGCAAAAACUACAGCACAUGGCUGAAACUGGACAAAAAGGUGUCGUCCCAGGAUGUGAAGAAGGAGAACCCACUGCAGUUCAAGUUCCGGGCCAAGUUCUUCCCGGAGGACGUCGCCGAGGAGCUGAUCCAGGACAUCACCCAGAAGCUCUUCUUCCUGCAGGUGAAGGAGAGCAUCCUGAGCGACGAGGUCUACUGCCCACCAGAGACGGCCGUGCUGCUGGCCUCAUACUCCGUCCAGGCCAAGUUCGCCGACUACAACAAAGAAAUCCACCGACCUGGAUACCUGCUGUCUGAACGCCUGCUGCCACACAGAGUCUUGGAGCAGCACAAGUUAUCCAGAGAACAGUGGGAGGAGAGGAUCCAGGUGUGGCACGAGGAGCACCGUGGGAUGCUGAAGGAGGACGCCAUGCUGGAGUAUCUGAAGAUCGCCCAGGACCUGGAGAUGUACGGAGUCAACUACUUCGAGAUUAAGAAUAAGAAAGGAACAGAGCUGUGGCUGGGCGUGGACGCGCUCGGACUCAACAUUUACGAGAAGGACGACAAACUGACCCCAAAGAUCGGCUUCCCCUGGAGCGAGAUCAGAAACAUUUCCUUCAACGAUAAGAAGUUCAUCAUCAAACCCAUUGACAAGAAAUCCCCAGACUUUGUGUUCUAUGCCCCGAGACUGCGCAUCAACAAGCGCAUCCUGCAGCUGUGCAUGGGCAACCACGAGCUGUACAUGCGGCGCCGCAAGCCGGACACGAUCGAGGUGCAGCAGAUGAAGGCCCAGGCCAGAGAGGAGAAGCAGCAGAAACAGAUGGAGAGGGCCCAGCUGGAGAACGAGAAGAAGAAGAGGGAGGCCAUCGAGAGGGAGAAGGAGCAGAUGGAGCGGGAGAAGCAGGACCUGAUGAUGAGGCUCUACCAGUUCGAGGAGAAGACUAAGAAGGCGGAGAAAGAUCUGCAGGAUCAGCUGCAGAGAGCCAUGAUGCUGGAGCAGGAGCGGAGGAGAGCCGAGGAGGAGGCGGCCCGUCUGGAGGCGGAGCGUCAGGCUGCCCUGCUGGCUAAGGAGGAGCUGGCCCGCGAGGCCGAGGACCAGAAGAAGAGUCAGGAGCAGCUGGCUGCAGAGCUGGCCGAGCACACAGCCAGGAUCACUCUGCUGGAGGAGGCCAAGAGACGCAAGGAGGAGGAGGCCGACACAUGGCAGCUCAGGGCCCAGGAGGCCCAGAGCGACCUGGUUAAGACCAAAGAGGAGCUGCACAUGGUGAUGACGGCGCCCCCGCCGCCCCCACCCCCUCCCAUGUACGACCACCUGGACGACAACAGCGACAGCGAGGAGAACAACAGCACGCACAGCGCCGAGCUGCCCACCGACGGCUUCAACGACCACCGCAACGAGGAGGACCGCCUGACCGAGGCCGAGAAGAACGAGCGUGUCCAGAAACAGCUGAAGGCCCUGACCUCAGAGCUGGCUCAGGCGCGUGACGAGUCCAAGAACACCCAGAACGACCUCCUCCACUCGGAGAACGUCCGGGCCGGCCGAGACAAAUACAAGACCCUGCGACAGAUCCGACAGGGCAACACCAAGCAGAGAAUCGACGAGUUCGAGGCCUUAUAAGAAGCCUUGGGCGCCAAGCAUCAACGUACCCUUUCUGAAUGGUCUCUACGUCUCGCUCCUUGGGGGACACGCGCGCACAUACACACACAUACACACACACACAUACACACACACACACAAACACACUCAUGUUUAACACACACCGGUCACAGACUAACCUGGAGCAGCGCAACACGGCAUAAGCGUCAGAGAGGUCGGCUUCUUGCUGUGAGUGUAAUCGGGCAGGAUGCAAAGCUUUGCAAAACAUUUUGAAGAAAACUUAGUGCCAAAACCUUCUCUCUCUGUCUCUGUCCUUAGUGUGUUGGAUCUUAUUUGUGUUAUUCUUGUGUUUUCAUUUGAUCAGUUCAGACCAAAAUCACUUUUGUUUUUAUCCAGAGGUGUGAUGAAGUAGCGGGACUAGCCAAAUUUUUAUUAGUAUUUCAUGGUGCGCACAUAGAAUAUGAAAUCAAAAGCCUCGGCUCCGUUUGAUGUCGGUCUCUUUUUCUUUUUUUUUUGCAUAGGAAGGAAAAAAAAAAGGACAGUUUGUCGUUCAUGGCGACCACUCAGAAAGGGGGAAAAAAAACAGUAUAAGCAGGAAAAUGUGUAUGUUUCUGUUUUCCAUUAUAUUUGAACACUUCCAUUUAUGUUUAAUGUUGCUAUUCAGUAGGUUAAAAUCAUGCCUAGUUUGAUAUUUAUACUGUAUAUGGGACAUUAAAAAAAAGGGUAUUGCAUCUUGGUUUGUAUAUUUUUGCUAUUUUGCUAUCUACUCAUGAUAACAAACACAUUUAAUAUGUUUCAAAGGUUUUAUAUAUAUUGACCGAAAUAAUAAGUCUUAUGUUCCUUUUUUUUUCUUUAGAUCACUAAAUUAAAGAGAUUUAAUUGUAAAUUAUUAUUUUUUACCGUAGGAAGUAUCCAGCUGCAUGCCAUUCAAAUCAGUUAAAGGAGGAGGUUGCUAACUAUCUAGGUACUUUCGACUUUUUGUUUUGUUUUUUUUUUUGUGCCGUGCAGUUCGCUGCAGGCUGAGGAAUGUCUUCGGUGCCGUGCGCUGGCCGGGGACACUUAGGUUUAAUAUAUUUUUUAUUUCUGUCUGUUCUGUCGUGUCGCUGUAGGCUGAGAGGUGAGCAUGUGUCUUAUGCUUGUACCCUCCUAAGUGGCCUUUUCUCUCUGCAGUGGUCAGUCCCAGGCGGUUGGUCCACACGUCACAGUCAAGGUGCACAAUAAAAAAAAAAAGAAAAAAAUAUGGAUGCAACUCUGAAAAUCUUGUUUUUUUUUUCUUUUUUAGUGAUAGACCUAAAGAUGAGGGUUGAGGUUGAACAUUGGGAGUUUUUUUUUUUUUUUUUGGUCACAGAGGACUGACCCAGACAGUGUAACGCCAACCUCUCGCUCUCCUCUCGCUGGACAUGGACUAGAGUAGCAUUUACUGACACUGUAAUGGAAACACACAGCUAUGCUGGCCUUUGUAUAUGAAAAGGAUUUUAUAAUGAGGUGUUCAACAUAUUGGCAAUAAAAGAAAUCUGAUUACA
Molecule: messenger RNA, 3493 nt
Organism: Mugil cephalus (flathead mullet)
Lineage: Eukaryota; Metazoa; Chordata; Actinopteri; Mugiliformes; Mugilidae
Gene: ezrb
Product: ezrin b
Exons: 14
Coding region: 243-1991 (582 amino acids)
Biological process (GO): positive regulation of early endosome to late endosome transport; regulation of cell shape; positive regulation of protein localization to early endosome
Cellular component (GO): cytoskeleton; apical part of cell; plasma membrane
Molecular function (GO): cell adhesion molecule binding; actin binding
Source: RefSeq, a predicted model, not a curated record